Gastrolobium bilobum is the source of this 1536-nucleotide messenger RNA. RefSeq lists its product as uncharacterized. The record is from RefSeq and is a predicted model, not a curated record. Bases 1 to 1536 code for a protein of 511 amino acids. Lineage: Eukaryota; Viridiplantae; Streptophyta; Magnoliopsida; Fabales; Fabaceae. Gene Ontology annotation, molecular function: zinc ion binding. The transcript is spliced from 3 exons.
AUGGACAACAUUCGUGAUCAACCAGAUUGGAAAAACACCGCUUUUAUCAAUCAGGUACAUAGAGAUCAUAAUGUGCAUGUGUCAAAGUCCAAAGCUUAUAGAGCCAAAAGAAUGGCCAUUGAUCGUAUCGAGGGUACUAAUUUGGAGCAAUUUUCCAAAGUAUGGAAAUAUUGUGCUGCAAUUAGACAAUUUAGUCCUGGUAGUACAACUAUUGUCCAAUCAGAGCACAUGGUCUUCCAAAGGAUGUAUAUCAGCCUUGAUGCGUGCAAGAAGGGUUUUAUAUAUGCAUGUAGGCCAAUUGUGUGUGUGGAUGGUUGCUUCUUAAAAAGUCAUUUUGGGGGCCAAUUAUUAUGUGCGGUUGGAAAAGAUGGAAAUGAGAAUAUGUACCCUAUUGCAUUUGCAGUUGUCGAGGCUGAAACAAGAGAUAGUUGGCAAUGGUUCAUGCAACUUCUCUUGAAUGAUAUUGGCACUUUUGAAGAAAAGGGUUGGGUGAUAAUGUCCGAUAGGCAAAAAGGAUUGAAUGACGUGCUUAAAGCAUACAAUUGUGAACAUAGGUUCUGUGUUCGACAUUUAUAUAGCAAUUUCAAAUUGCAAUACAAAGGAAAAAGUCUCAAAGAUGAGUUAUGGAAUGUUGCACGAUCCACUACUAUACACGAGUUUGAGAAGCACAUGAGAAAUAUUAAGACUCUUGACUCAUCUGCUGAAAAAUGGUUAAGAGAUAUUGAAGCAUCAUCAUGGAGCAGGCAUGCAUUUAAUCCACGAACUAGGUGUGAUAUAUUGCAAAAUAACAUUGCUGAAACAUUUAAUUCGUUUAUCUUGGAGGCAAGAGAUAAACCAAUCCUCACAAUGUGUGAAACCAUAAGAAGAAUGCUAAUGAAAAGAUUCAUUGCAAAGAAGGAAGGGAUGAGACAAUAUACAGGUCCAAUUUGUCCGCGUAUACAAACAAAGUUAGAAAAGCCCAAAAAGCAGUCAACAGAGUGGAUCGUUUAUUGGGCUGGAGAUGACAGAUUCGAGGUAGAGAAUGCAUGGCAAACUCGAAGAGUAGUUCAUCUUAGUGAGAAAAAAUGUGAUUGUAAGCAAUGGGAUCUUACUGGGAUACCUUGUGCACAUGUUGUGGCAAGUAUAUAUAGGAUGCAUUUGAUUCCAGAAGACUUUGUGGAUCCUUAUUACUUUAAGGAUACGUUCGAAAAGGCUUAUGCUCAUAUUAUUCACCCCAUACCAAGUGAAGAACAUUGGCCUGAAACAAACCAAACACCACUAUUUCCACCAAAAUAUAAGAAUGCGCCUGGGAGACCAAAGAAAGCUAGGAAAAAGGCUGCUGAUGAGCCAAUAAACCCUUACCGAGUUAGCAGAAAAGGUCAAUCUCUUAAGUGUGGUAAUUGUGGUGCAUGGGUCCAUAAUGCUCGCAGUUGUAAAGGCGCGCUAAAUUCUGACCGAAGAAUAAGGAAUAAAAAACAACCUCAAAGAAGAGGUGGGGGAACUAAUGGACCAAGUACACAGGUGAAUGUGACAAAUGGAAGCCAAUCAGUUCAAUGA